Rhincodon typus (whale shark) is the source of this 1988-nucleotide messenger RNA. RefSeq names its product protein furry homolog-like. The record is from RefSeq and is a predicted model, not a curated record. Gene Ontology annotation, cellular component: cell cortex; site of polarized growth. The transcript has 12 exons. The coding region runs from base 2 to 1960 and encodes 652 amino acids. Gene Ontology annotation, biological process: cell morphogenesis; neuron projection development. Lineage: Eukaryota; Metazoa; Chordata; Chondrichthyes; Orectolobiformes; Rhincodontidae.
CAUGGACAACCCACCUUACUACCGUAUCACCUCUAGUUACAAAAUCCCCUCCAUCACCUCAGGUACCACUUCCAGCAGCAAUACCAUGGUAGCGGGACACGAUGGUCAUCAGGACACUAAGUCAGCAAAGGACUCUGCUAUUGAUGAUAAUUACGGACAUCUCGAUAUCUAUGGUGGGCUAAAUAGCAACCUGAACCGGCAACAUCACCGGCUAGAAUCUCGUUACAGCAGCAGUUCUGGCGGAUCCUAUGAAGAGGAGAAGAGUGAUUCUAUGCCAAUUUAUGCAAACUGGAGGCUGAAAGUGAUGGAACUCAACAAAGCAGAACCAUUGCCAUUUCCUCCCAAUGGUGGAAGCUGGUCACCACUGGCUGAUUACUUGCCUGAGACUGGUACACCAGGGAUACCCCUGCAGAGGUGUAACAUCGCAGUCAUCCUUCUUACAGAUCUAAUAGUUGAUCACAGCGUAAAGGUAGAAUGGGGGAACUACACGCAUCUUUUGCUUCAUGCAAUAUUUAUAGGAUUUGAUCACCAGCAUCCUGAAGUGUAUGAACAUUGUAAGCGACUACUGUUGCAUUUGCUUAUAGUAAUGGCCUAUAACAGUAAUGUUCAGGCUAUGGCCUCCAUUCUCCUCAGGAACAAGGAGUCUACUGAGCCUAAGGUGCUUACUGUCAAACCAGCCACUCAUGUGGAGUAUAGUUUUACAGCAGGGGGCAGUGAAUUUGUGCCAGAUUACCAGCCAUCGCCAAUGACUGACUCAGGACUCAGCUCAAGCUCUACCUCUUCUAGCAUCAGCUUAGGAACUACCAGUGCUGCCAUUCCCCAGCUCACUCCCACAAUUUUAAGUGAGGUGGAUAUUAAUGCAGAUCAGGAUGAGAAGGUGAAAACACUCAUUGAAUUUAUAACCACAAGAAAACGAGGGCCACUAUGGAACCAUGAAGAUGUCUCUCCUAAGAAUCCAAACAUUAAAACUGCUGAACAGUUAACUGUGUUUUUAAAACAUGUAAUAUCCAUAUUCAAGCAACCGAGAUCAGGUUUUCAGCUGGAGCAGCUUCUCAGUGAAGUGGCCUUGCAGACAGCACUUUCAUGUUCUAAUAGACAUUACGCUGGCAGAUCAUUCCAGAUCUUCAGAGCACUAAAACAGCCACUGACUGUAACUACAUUGUCUGAUGUAUUGUCAAGACUUGUUGAAACAGUUGGAGAUGCAGGGGAAGAGGCUCAGGGUUUUGUUAUUGAACUGCUGCUCACGCUUGAGUCUGCCAUUGACACAUUAGCAGACACAAUAAAACAGUGUGAUCUGCUUUCCGCACUUUCUCAAACACAUUUAACUGAUUCCUUAAUGGGCACUAAGUUGGCAGCUAACAGGAAAAGCACUGGACAACUAAACUUAAGCACAAGCCCACUCAGUACCAGUAGUUUCCUAACUCAUCAUAGUUGUCACGCGAGAAGUAACUCUUUACGAGCCAGUCUACUGGGAGACAGACGGUGUGACAGACGUCGAAGUAAUACACUGGAUAUUUUGGAUGGGAGGAUGAACUAUGGUAACCUAGCAAGGACUCGAAGCCUGUCCUCUCUUAGAGAGGGUGAAAUGCCUGACCAGCAGCCAACUACUGAUCCAAGUAGCCUGAUGGCUACCAUUUUCUGGAUAGCUACAGCCCUACUAGAGUCAGACUAUGAAUAUGAAUACCUUUUGGCACUAAAACUGCUCAACAAACUGCUCACACAGUUGCCUCUGGAUAAAGCGGAGAGUCGGGAGAAGAUUGAAAAAGUGCAAAGCAAACUGAAGUGGAACAGUUUUCCUGGCCUCCAGCAGUUAUUCCUCAAGGGCUUUACCUCAUCUUCCACUCAGGAUAUGACUGUUCAUCUCCUGAGCAAACUAAUUUCCAUCUCUCGACACACUCUGGUGGAUCCAGCUCAGGUGGCAGGUGAUUUUGGUGAGUCAGAACUCAGAGUCCAGAAGUAAAUAUAAAAAGCUCAUCAAAAGACUCGGC